AGUUGGGUGAACCGCUUGAAAAACCGAACCACUUUGCAGACAUGAAGCACUUUGAGGAUAACAAGUAAAUCAACGCGGUAGGAUUUAUUUGUUACCUUGAGUGCUCAGUGUUUUAUUUGCCAAAUUGCUCGACAUUUUCCCGCGAGGAGGUUCUCGUUCAACUCGACUCCCAAUGGAUCCCAGGACCGCUUGGUUCCAGCCGGAGCAGAAAGGACCUGCCAGUUCCCUGUGGAUGCACAUUUGGGAAACCUCUCAGGGAUUUGGAGCAAACUCCGGCAUCGACAACCUCCUUCACCACCAACGCAACUUUGCGGUACAAAAUGCGAACUCCACGGACUCAAACGGCGAGUACUGCAAAAAGCUAGCGCCGCCGCCGGGGGGGGUGUUUGGAAAUCUGCCCAAGCGAGACGGCGGCGGAGAGAGGGGAAGUGUCCGGAGGAAGGGCUCGUUGUCGCCGUCCUCCUCCUCUCUGGACUCGGAGGCCGAAAGCUCGUCGCCCUCCGGCUCCUCUCUGCAAAUCGAUAAUUUGAACGUCGCCGAAGAGGCCAGCCGGUUUUUACACUACGGCGAGCACGAGUUCAACGAGAACAAUCUGAGGCGGCAGCGGACGCGUCCUCCGCCUUUCCACGCCGUUCAGCAACACUGUCGCAGCAUGCAACAACCCUUCGGCCACACCCCCAGCGGGAUGAAAAAUCAGCAUGGGAGCAAGCACCACCACCAUCAACCACAUUCGUCCGGCCGCAGGCGGCAUCUGAACAGAGCCAACACUUUCCACGGCAUCGACCCGCUCCUGUCGUACGGGCACUACGUAGACUCCUCCUGCAGCCUGUGGAAAACCAGGCGGUACAGCCCGGGCAUCAACGGUCUUCACGAAGAAAUCGUGGACUUUUUCAACUUCAUGUCACCGCGGCCGGAGGAGGAGGCCAUGAGACGAGAUGUCGUGAACAGGAUAGAGAGCGUCAUCAAGGACCUGUGGCCGACAGCACGGGUGGAGAUAUUUGGCAGCUUCAGCACAGGACUUUAUCUUCCAACAAGUGACAUUGACCUGGUGGUGUUUGGACAGUGGGACCAUCCCCCACUGCAGGAACUGGAACAAGCCCUGAAGAAACACAAUGUGGCUGGCCCGUAUCCCAUCAAGGUCCUCGACAAAGCUACAGUGCCAAUCAUCAAGCUUACUGACCAUGAAACUGAGGUGAAGGUGGACAUCAGCUUCAAUGUAGAGACUGCUGUUAAAGCGGCACAGUUCAUCAAAAGCUAUCUCAAGAAGUACACUGUUCUGCCGCCCCUGAUCUUCGUCCUGAAGCAGUUUCUGCUGCAGAGGGAUCUGAAUGAAGUCUUCACGGGAGGCAUCAGCUCUUACAGCCUUAUACUAAUGGCCAUCAGCUUUCUGCAGUUACACCCUCGGAUCGACACGCAACGUACCAACAUCAACCUGGGCAUCCUGUUGAUUGAGUUCUUUGAGCUGUAUGGCCGCGAUUUCAACUACAUGAAGACCGGCAUCAGGGUGAAGAACGGAGGUGCUUACCUGUCCAAGGAGGAGAUGCUCAAAGCAAUGGGUAGUGGAAACAGACCAUCCAUGCUCUGCAUAGAAGAUCCAAUUCAACCAGGGAACGACGUGGGCAGGAGUUCAUAUGGCAUCCUGCAAGUCAAGCAGGUGUUUGACUUUGCCUACAUGGUGCUGAGUCAUGGUGUGUCUCCUCUCGCACGAGCUUACCCCAACAAAGAGUAUGACAGUACUUUAGGACGCAUCAUCAGAGUCAGCCCAGAGGUGUUGGCCUAUAGGGACUGGACGAUUAAGAAAUGGGGAGCCAAGCAGUAUGCAAAGUUGGAGAACCAUGAUAUAGAGACCUGUGAGCAGGACCUCGCCAGGCUGAUGCUGGUUUCUGUGGAGGAUCAGAGAGAUACUUCCUCCCCUCUCAGUGCUGACUCGCCCUCACCCUCUCCAGUCUUCCUCCCCAGCCCUCAACACCAUUCAUCAUCGUCGUCUGCAUGCUCGCUCUCCUCCUCUUCUUCCGGAAGUGACAUAGAGUCUGAUUCUCCUCCAAGCAGUAAUGCCGCUAUCCAGCUCCACCACCUCACCCCGGCCUCAGUCCAUUCAGUAAUGCAGAUGGCUACUGACCUGAGGGCCACACAUCCAGCGAGCUUUAUCCACACCCCGCCUCAGGUCCAGAUGUCCAUCCCAGAAAACCUAACCAUCCCCCAACUCUCUGACUGCCACUUCUACCACGAGAAUCCACCUUCAAUCAGCGUUGUGCACCGUCAUAUGGCACAAGCUGCACAAGUCUGCCAGCACACCAACUCCACAAGCCCUCUUCCCAGCCCCCUUCACCAUCUCCACCAUUCUCAGGUAGGAGGCCAGCAGGGCCAUGCUUACACCAUGAGAUCCAACUCCCAUGGCUCCCUUGAGCCGCACAAAGUUGGCUUCAAGCACAAUCAAGUUGCCAGCCUCCGAGGUCAAAACCACUCUCAAGUUAACUUCAGUCCCCAGCGGCAGUUCAUUCCCCAGGGUCAUAACACAACACCAGGUUUCAGGAACCAGCAACAGUACAACCGUAACACCUGGCGGCGCAGAAAGAGGGACAAUCUUCCUGCUCUCAACCAGAGCAGAUAAGAGGCUGAAACUGCAUGGCUCAACUUGACUGGCAGGGGUUUUUUGAAGGCCUCAUUUAGCCCAUCAUAAAGUGUUGGUGUUGUAAAGCUGUGAAUGAUUCAUGAUACACCUGUUUUUUGUUGGAGGCUCCCCAAAAUGUGUCAACUUCAUCCUGGAAUUAACAAGUCAAUUGAAGUAGUCUCCAAGGUGUCAAAUGAUCAGUCUCUGCUAGCAUUGUGCGAACACUAAGUGAUGCUGCUCUUGCAGGUGACGGAAGACUGUGAAAGACCUACAAGUCUUAGCUCUACUCAUUUUGUUAUAUUGGUCUGAUGGUAGUCACAAGCCCUUCCUCUGAAUUUGAUGCACACCAGCACAGACUCUGAGUUGACUGAAGAAUUACUGAUUCCCAGACUGGACCUUCUCAAACGGUCACUUUCCAGCUGCUAAAAACUUUGGCUGAUCAACUAAAGACUUCAGUCAAGUAUUGAGUUUCAAUGCAACUCGAACAUCUUGGAAAGCAACAUCACGUGCCAUAGUACUGAACUGGUUUAUCAAGCCUGGUCUGUCUUGAAGUUUUGACUCUUAAUGGACCUUGAUCAGGUUUUGGGCUCAUUUGGUCUUCUGAAUGCAAAUCCAUAUUGGCUACGCUCUUGAGUCAGAGCUCUUAAAGCUUGGACUAUCAUCUACAAAUUGUACUCUGGACUGAAGCGAAGCACUACCUUUCUACCUAUGCAGCACAACGCUGACUUGAUGUUUUUGGUGUGACGGCACAAAACGGACAUUGUCUCAAGUGCUUAAACUGUGAUGACUUGUUUGAAUGUACCAAGUGUUUUCUUUGUGUCUGUGUGUUGGUCAUUUUCUUUUGUUCUCUUGUUUUUUGUUUUGUCACCGAGGGAUUUUUUUUCUUAUCACAUUGGCACUAUUGUGUUUUGUUUUUGUAUUGUCAAUAUUACCACCUUCUGUUUGUUGCGUUUAUGUGCAAUAAUGACUUGCUUUUAUUUAAUUUAUUUCACAUUUUAGUUUUAUUUUUGGGGUUUUCCCCACUAUAAGUUUGCUUUUUUAUUUCUAGACAUCAUUGAUCUGUGCAAUAGAUGGAUUUAAGGGCCUUGAAGGAAUGUGUUUGUAUGUAUGUUCUGCUUCCCAGCAGAAGGGGGAGCUAUGGUAUUGCAACAUGAGAAAUGUGCCAAAAAUCCCAUGAUGCCAACAUUUUAGUCUUGUUUAAUUUACCAUUGCAUCAUGAUCACUUGAAAUUUUGCCAACUGCCUGUCCAAAUGUUUUCCACCACUAGUUCUAACUUUAAACAUAUCACUCUAUUCAUUAGUUUGACUUUUAUUUGGGUGUAUUUCCUCUAGAUAGACUCUAGGCUGUACAGGGGAAAUGCAUCUUUAGUAAUUUUCCUUCCUGUCAUUUCAAGAAUAGUCGGUGCUACUUAUUACCAGCAAAAUGCUUGUUUUGCCUUAUAUCUCCUUUGAUUCUGUUAAAGCAACAGGUUAACUGCCUUCUUAAAUGACCAAAUUUGCCCUUUUUCCUGGACGUAGCCAGCCCUCUGUAUUUACCCUUUGUUUCUACAAGCACUGCCAGGUUCACUUGGCUUUUAUUUUUACAUGCAGCUUCUAGGUGUGUGCUCCAGGAGUAGACUCCCGCUGCAGUCAACGAUUGUUAGCAUUAGCUUCAUUUCCAUCUUUUUUUUUCUUUUUUUUUUUUUUUAAUUCAAAGGUGAUCAUUACAAACUGGUUGUACAAGAGAUUUUCCUCUCCCAUAUUUAAAGUCAGUAUUUCUAAGACAAGGUUUCAAAGCUACAUAAUUCACACAGCAAUCCAGACAAGGACUUGAGCUCGGGAAGUCACAGAUUCACCAUUACACAAGUUUUGGUAGAGCCAUGAACCAAACCAAAAUUUGCUGAAGUCAUGUGUGUGGUGAUGUCAUAUGAAGUCUGUGAUCAUUUUACCAACUCAACAUGAUACCAUUAGCAUUAUCCCCUUGUCAGUGCGGCUUUUAUUAAGCCGUCCAGGAGAUAAUGGAUGGGUUGUCACAUAAUAUUGCCACAAACCAAAUCCCCAGCUCAUAUGUGUGUAAUUUAGGAUUGGUUGUGUGUAAAUGACUGACAUAUAGAUGUAUACCUUGUUUUUUAUGUAAGUUUUUCUAUUUUUUUAAUAAACAUUUUAAAACUCCA
Messenger RNA from Chelmon rostratus (copperband butterflyfish), 4763 nucleotides. Its product is annotated as terminal nucleotidyltransferase 4A-like. The transcript is spliced from 12 exons. Gene Ontology annotation, cellular component: nucleolus; TRAMP complex. Gene Ontology annotation, biological process: RNA 3'-end processing. Gene Ontology annotation, molecular function: mRNA binding; poly(A) RNA polymerase activity. Lineage: Eukaryota; Metazoa; Chordata; Actinopteri; Chaetodontiformes; Chaetodontidae. The record is from RefSeq and is a predicted model, not a curated record. Bases 173 to 2611 code for a protein of 812 amino acids.